GAAUUCCUUAAUUGCCUUUAUUAUAUUUUUUUUAUUUUUAAAGCGAAAUUACCAAAAAUGAGUGGUGAUGAAAUAAAGAAUUCCCGCUUAAAUAGAGCUAGUCUUAUAUAUCCAAAACCUUUGCCUGAAAUAAAGUUAGGCCCGGUUAUGGAUGGUAUAGGAUUCACGCUGAGCGAGAGAUUAGCUUUGAGACGGGCAUGGAAUUUAAUCCGACCAUUUUCGCGUCGUUACGGUCAGGAUGUGUUUUACACAUUCCUAAAUAAGGAAUUUUGGGGUAUUAAAAAGUUCGGUAACGGUACGGAGCUGGAUUUGAAGACUUUACACCAGCAUGCGUUGAAGUUCGUACGCUUCAUUGGAGUCCUGAUCGACGAGCAGGAUCCAAUAAUGUAUCAGCUAAUGAUCAGCGAUAAUAAUGUGACUCACAGUCGCUGUAAAGUGGGUUCCCUGUAUAUUGGGAAGCUGGCCAAGGCUUUGGUGGACUAUUUGCUGCAUGCAUUAGAGAAAGUCAGCUCCCCCACGCUGGAGCGAGGCUUCAACAAACUUGUGGAGAAGUUCGAGGCCUACCAGGACAACCAAAGGAAGGCCAGCACCUACGGUCGCCUGAGUACGUUUCACUAGCAACUAUU
Messenger RNA from Drosophila kikkawai, 626 nucleotides. RefSeq names its product globin 3 (gene glob3). NCBI's taxonomy places the organism in Eukaryota, Metazoa, Arthropoda, Insecta, Diptera, Drosophilidae. Gene Ontology annotation, molecular function: heme binding; oxygen binding. The record is from RefSeq and is a predicted model, not a curated record.